Messenger RNA from Linepithema humile (Argentine ant), 1041 nucleotides. RefSeq names its product radial spoke head 1 homolog. The record is from RefSeq and is a predicted model, not a curated record. Lineage: Eukaryota; Metazoa; Arthropoda; Insecta; Hymenoptera; Formicidae. Gene Ontology annotation, cellular component: cytosol.
GUGUAACAUCGAUUAACGCGACAUUAUGGAGACAUCGUCAGCAGAUCAGUACCCUGAUGAACGUGGAGAACAGGAAACCGAUCCAUUUGGGGUAUACGAAGGCGAAAGAAAUGAGAACGGCGAGAGGCACGGCAGCGGAAAGGCUUUGUUGCCCAACGGUGACAUGUAUGUCGGCGAAUAUCGUAACGGGCUCAGAGACGGAAAAGGUACCUACAUGUUCAGAAACGGCGCCCGAUAUGACGGCGACUGGAGGCGCGGGCACAAAUACGGCCAAGGAACCUUUUGGUAUCCCGACGGAACGCGAUACGAAGGAGAGUGGGAGGAUGACGCAAAACACGGCUUCGGCGUUUAUUACUACGUGAAUAAUGAUAUCUAUGAGGGUUCGUGGAAGAGAAAUCUACGUCACGGUAUGGGAACGUACUUGUACGCUGAUACGGGAGCGAAAUUUAUGGGUACGUGGAUGGAAGAUCGCAUGCAAGGACCCGGACAACUCGUUCACGCACACCAUCGUUUCCACGGUUUUUGGAAACGGAAUUUGCCGUAUGGACGUGGUUGCUUCAUUUUCGAAAACGACUGCAUGCAGCAUGGAUAUUACAUACACGCGAAAUAUUCCGCACGCGGUGACUUGACUUGGACUCACGCGGAUAAAGUCGCGGAGGAAGACGAAAACGAUGAGAAGUCAGAAAUGACGGAAGAGUCGAAGGCGGAUAUUCUACCACUGUGGCGUGCGCGUUGUAUCACACCUUACAAUCCGGAAUUAUUGCCGCCAGAAGCAGUGCCUUUGCGAGAAGAAUAUGUAUCGCCGGAAUCUUGGAUUGAGAGAAGCGAGGAUGACAUCUGGCCAAAGAUUGAGCGAUACGCCGAUUAUGAAGAAGGGGACUAUCAUGAAGAAUAUUUGAAAUACUAUCAGGGAGAAGCACGGUCUCGAAUCGACAGUCCUUAAUUAUAGUUGGAUGCGUGUAGAGUUGCCAUCGCUACGCAAUUAAUUAAUUUACAAGUGCAUUAUUGUUAUAUACUUUUCAUAUUUUUAGACACAUGUGC